This is a messenger RNA of Coprinopsis cinerea okayama7#130, 1167 nucleotides long. RefSeq lists its product as hypothetical. Gene Ontology annotation, molecular function: protein binding. The transcript is spliced from 2 exons. Lineage: Eukaryota; Fungi; Basidiomycota; Agaricomycetes; Agaricales; Psathyrellaceae. The record is from RefSeq and is a predicted model, not a curated record. The coding region runs from base 1 to 1167 and encodes 388 amino acids.
AUGCCCAUCCAUCUCUGCAACGACGGGGAUAUCCAGGGCCUCAUGUCUCUGGCAAACAAACGACCUGCCAGCGAGGCGGCCAACCCAGCCGUUUCGUCUUCCUCGAACCUCUGCAUUUCGACCCAAGUUGGACUCGGACCUAUGAACUCUUCAAUACACCGACUCCCCGCGGAGCUCAUUCUCGACAUCUUUGACCUCGCCUGCCAAACCGAGUGGGAAGACCAGCUCCUUGCCAACCAGGUCAAGUUGCCGUCAGCGCCAUUCGUCCUCGGCCAAGUCUGUCGUCAUUGGCGGCACCUCACCCAAACAACACCCUCCCUCUGGACACGCCUCUCCCUAGUCCUUUCUGGAGAGAAAGGCCAAACACCCAUCUCGUUCCUCCACUACUACCUCUCACGAUCCAAGAACUCGCUUUUGUCGAUCCACAUCCAGCAAGACCGUACACGAAUGUUCAACCUCUUUGAACACGACGCGUACCAAAGGGCCUUUACGCAAGUGAUCGACAUCCUCGCUCCGCACUCGGAAAGAUGGAAGGACGUGUCACUUUACGUCCCAGGCUGCCAUCCGUGUCCGAGUUUGCAAAGCAUCCAGGGCCGCCUUCCCAACCUCGAAUCCCUCAGCAUCCGGAUGAGCUCCGUGCGACUGAGCCUACGCCUCCGACCUUCCGAAUUGAACAUGUUCAACCACGCGCCCCGGCUUCAGAAAGUACAGUACCCAGACGUUUCGGAUCGACUUAGACUGCACAUCGACUAUUCCACGCUCACUUCUUUCACCUGCGACAACAUCGCGUUUGCGGACGCGGUGGAAAUUCUCCGGGGUUCAGCCAAUCUUGUCCACUGUACCCUUGCAGUGUUGUAUUACACGCAAGUGAACCUGGACGUCCCAACCAUUACUCUUCCAAAACUGAAGACGCUCACACUGAGGGAGCACUGUCGCUUUGUGCAGUGCCCAUUGCUCCGGGUUCUGGUGCUACCCAACCUGCGCGUACUGAAUACAGAUAGGCGUAGCUCUACCGACCAACCAAUUAAAGCCCUGCUGGAUAGGUCGGGGUGUACGCCCGUUGUGCACUUGAUGGACAGACGCGGUGGAAGCCUGAUUGGGCGGAGGAGGAUGCAGGCUUUAGUGUCCAACGCUAUUUUACAGCCGUACUCUAUUGGUUUAGAGUAG